Molecule: messenger RNA, 504 nt
Organism: Pipistrellus nathusii (Nathusius's pipistrelle)
Lineage: Eukaryota; Metazoa; Chordata; Mammalia; Chiroptera; Vespertilionidae
Source: the annotation of a GenBank genome assembly
AUGGCCCACCUGUUCUACGUCCGGGCCUUCGGGCUCAGCCCCCUGCGGCCCGGCCUCCUGCUGCCCGUGGUCCUGGCCUCGCUCCCGUUCUCCGGCCUCCUGCUGCUGCACCUCUCCUCCAGCCUGGUCUUGCCCGUGGCGGCCUACGUGCUGGCCCUGUCCACCAUGCUGUGGCGCGGCCUGUGCCCCGGCCUCCUGCUGCCCGUCUUCCUGGGCUCCCUCCCGUUCUCCAGCCUCCUGCUGUGGCACCUCCCGCCCGACCUGGUCCUGCCCCUGUCAGCCUACGCCCUGGCCCUGUCCGCCAUGCUGUGGCGCGGCCUGGCCAGGGGCGGCAGCGCCCGCUGGGGCGCCCUGCUCUUCGCCGCCUCCGACUGCCUGCUGUCCUGGCACACCUUCGUCCGGCCACUGGCCCACGGCCGCCUGCUGAUCAUGGCCACCUACUACGCCGCCCAGCUGCUCAUCGCCCUGUCCGCCCUCCAGAGCCCCAAGCUCAAGACAGACUGA